This is a messenger RNA of Mycosarcoma maydis (corn smut), 1452 nucleotides long. RefSeq lists its product as uncharacterized. The coding region runs from base 1 to 1452 and encodes 483 amino acids. NCBI's taxonomy places the organism in Eukaryota, Fungi, Basidiomycota, Ustilaginomycetes, Ustilaginales. Gene Ontology annotation, molecular function: protein binding. The transcript has a single exon. The record is from RefSeq and is a predicted model, not a curated record.
AUGGCGAAUGCUUCAUCGCUUUACACAGCCUCAACAGACCUUUGUGCGGACUCUGUCGAAUCCGUACCAUACUUUCAAGGCCUGUUCGCCCUAGCUACGUAUCAAGUGGACAAACAUGAACAGGUGCAAGCCCAAUCUUCGAGCUCAUCUUCUUCCGCCGAGCCCUCGACAAAUCACGAUGACAGUGGCGAAGAUGAAGAGAACACGACCACUCGAGAAGCCACAUCGAUCAGUCCUGCGUACACAAGGCGUGGAACACUGAGCAUGUACUAUGCCUCGUCGAUCGAAGGCAAGGUGCAGUGCGAGAAGGUCGACACGAUCGAGACGCCAGCUAUCCUGGACAUGAAGUGGUCGCUCACGAAAACGGGGGAUGGUCCAGAUGCAAGGCGAAUCCUCGGCGUGGCGAAUGCAAAGGGCCAGCUUACACUACAUCGUCUGCAAAAUAGUAGCUCGGGCCGAACCUCACUGUCAAAGCUGUCGAUACUAGGCGAGCUACAGUUCAACAAUCGAAAUGCACUCUGUCUGAGUCUAGACUUUUCAGACCGGGCAGGGGGACAUGCCGGAGGAUACGAUUUAGCAAACUUGACUGCAGACACGUCGGUCAUUGUAUCUCAGAGUGACGGUUCACUUGCUUAUCUGCCCAGUUUGGAAACUGCACUUUCCAGCAUGACUGUUGAUGUCGAAGACAUCACUUCGGAUCUUGCAAGUACGUCGGUACAUAAAAACACAAGCGAUGAAAAUGCAGACGAGGACAACGACUGGGACAGGACGAGCGAAGAUGAGCGGCUUGCGUCACUUCAGCACACACACUCGCGGCUCAACUCUUCCUUCACGAGAAAACCUCGCGGACUCACCACCUGGGCAGCACACGACUUUGAAGCCUGGAUCGCCGGCUUUGAUUGCUUCAACCCCACCAGCGUCUGGUCUGGCGGAGACGACCUCACUCUGAAAUGCUGGGAUCUUCGCUCCGCCUCUCCUUGCAGAAUUCCCAGACCAUCUUUCACCUGCACUAAACCUUUUAGCGGCGGUGUAACAUCGCUUCAAUCGCAUCACCUGCGACAGCAUCUCUGGGCAGUCGGAAGUUACGAUUCCUACCUGCGACUGUUUGACGCACGUAUGCCAGCUCGCCCACUCAGCGAGACAAACGUGGGCGGUGGAGUCUGGCGCGUCAAAUGGCAUCCGGAGGAUGCGCAGACGUUGUUGUGCGGCUGCAUGCAUGAUGGAUUCAAAGUGCUCAAGUUGGCUGAGCUGGAGGAAAGUGACGCUGGUGGAGUGAUGUUGAGAGGCAGAGAAUUUGAUACAGUGACAAGAUUCGAUGACCAUGACAGCUUGGCAUAUGGUUGCGACUGGGAUCGCGGCGAGGGCAACAACGAGGGAGAAGUGGCGAGGAAAGUUUAUAGCUGCUCGUUUUACGACGCCACUUUGCACAUCUGGGAUUCGGAGGUAUCUUGA